Mya arenaria is the source of this 6087-nucleotide messenger RNA. Its product is annotated as ras-related protein Ral-A-like. Gene Ontology annotation, molecular function: GTP binding; GTPase activity; GDP binding. Gene Ontology annotation, cellular component: plasma membrane. The record is from RefSeq and is a predicted model, not a curated record. The transcript is spliced from 5 exons. Lineage: Eukaryota; Metazoa; Mollusca; Bivalvia; Myida; Myidae. Gene Ontology annotation, biological process: Ras protein signal transduction. The coding region runs from base 110 to 721 and encodes 203 amino acids.
CCCCCAAAUACCCAGAAUUCAGUCCUACUUCCGGGUUUCAUUUGAGUAUUUCUGACAUUAUUUUUAGUGGAUUUAUUUGUUUUAUACAGAUCGUACAGAAUUCAUCACGAUGGCGGCUAAAGGCAAGGCUCAACAGCCGGCUGUUAUACACAAGGUGAUCAUGGUGGGCAGUGGUGGCGUCGGAAAAUCAGCUCUCACCCUACAGUUCAUGUAUGAGGAGUUUGUUGAAGACUACGAACCAACGAAAGCUGACUCCUACAGGAAAAAAGUGGUUUUAGACGGGGAGGAAGUGCAGAUUGACAUAUUGGACACUGCGGGUCAGGAAGAUUACGCGGCUAUACGAGAUAACUAUUUCCGCAGUGGAGAGGGUUUUCUCUGCGUUUUCUCAAUAACGGAACAAGAGUCAUUUCAGGCUACAGCAGAAUUUCGAGAACAGAUCCUACGAGUCAAGAACGAUGACAACAUUCCAUUUCUGUUGGUCGGCAAUAAAGCCGAUUUAGAUGAUAAACGUCAGGUGACCUUGGAGGAGGCAAACCAGCGGGCUCACAGUUGGAGCGUUCCCUACGUGGAGACAUCUGCUAAGACCCGGGCUAAUGUAGAUAAGGUUUUCUACGACCUCAUGAGAGAAAUUCGUUCGCGGAAAAUGAAAGCCAGUCAACAGAACAAUGGACAGAAAAAGAAGAAAAAAGAUGGCCGAAAAAUAAAGUGUACACUUUUGUAAAUAGACUACCUUUGUAGCAACCUUUAGCCAUUCUUUUAAUUCAUCGCAAAAUUUGGACCUUUUUUGAGGACCAAAGACUUCUGUAUUAUAUAUAUCUAUUUUAGUUGUGUUGUAAAAGUGAAGUACCGUGUUUGAUGAAUUUUCUUGAAAUAUGCAUCAUUAUUUGCCUCACUCUGUGUUUUGAGAGGAGGUAUGGUUGCAUAGGUUACAGUCUACUAGAUCUGGAUCAGGUUACAUGCCACUAGAUAUGAAAUAAGGCUACAGACAACUAGAUCUGGAUCUGAGUGAAUGAAAUGUGGACCCUAAAAUUGUGAACAAUUAAUUGGUAAAUUUCUUUUUUCCAAGGCAUAAUGUAAACAAAGUUAGUGCACAGAAUAUUAAAAAGAGAUUGAAUGGUGGACUUCAGCAUAUAAGAAGACAUAACAGGACACUAUUCAAACAUAAUUAAAGAGUUUGUUUACAGCCUAUAUUGUUUAUGAUUUUCUGAUAGUCCUAAAUAAUUUGUUGUUUCAUUCAUUUUCACGACAAUGUCAGAUGUGUACAUGAUGGUUGAAUAUUAGCUGCCCCUAAUCAUUAUUAUGUUUACUUGUAAAAAUGACCAAUCACUAAUCACUUACUGUUCUUCAUGAUAAUAAAUGUUUCGUGAAGUAUGUGCAUGUUAACUAAUACAGAUAAAGACCAAUAGAUAGUAACAAUAUAAUUUUUCAAUAAAAUUAAACAAUUGAUGGCAAUAUUACAUUUUUUAAGAGAAGGCAUUUUAUAUUUCCAAAAUCAUGGUCAAUUUUGUUGCAACAACCCUUAAUUAAAAUUCCAGUAGAUUCGUUACCAUUUCUUUAACUCUUUAUUUUACAAAUUUCGGUCUGUACGGUACUCUUUGAAAUACCCAUACUUACCAAAUGUGGCAGAUGAUAACGUUGCUCACAAUUAGCAUGAUCUAAGUUGUGGUUUAAAAUGCUAAAUAUUUAGUAUGUAUUGAAUAUUUAUUGUAUUUAUUCCAAUUAUAUUUAUACAAUCAGUUUUGACAUACUUCUUUUAUUAUAUAUAUAUAUGUGAAACCAGUAUCAUAAUAUUUUUUAUUUCACCAGUGUACCGAUAUGGGCCCAUAAUAUUAAUGAUAUAAACAGUUAGUAUCAAAUUUUUAUACCAAUACAUAUAUUGUUUUCCGUAUGUUUAAUUUGGAUGAAAUGAGAUUUUAAUGUUAUGUGAAACAUGCUUACUUUUAAACCUGAUUGGCAACCAUGGUACUUUCUUCCGUUACACUUCAUACAUACCGUGGGACAAUUGCCUGACAAAACCUUGUUUUAAUGAAUAUGCAUGAGGCAGGAGAGACAACUCUUCUUGCAAUGAAUUUGCAUGUUAAACUCAAAUAUUGUUCAAUAACUAUACAGUGUCAGUAGCCUCCGUGGCCAUACGGUCUUGACUACCACCAAAUAUUAUUGUACUAUGAAGGCGGACCCUGUUCCGCUGCGGCAAUCGCCAAAAUAUUUUUCAACCGAAAGUAUCUGGUACUUUGGGGAACCAAUGAAACUGCCUCAUAAUUUAUUCAUUAUUACAAAAUUUUCUUAGCCAAAUUGCCCAUGGUACUCAAUGAAGCAUACCGUAGUGUGUAUCUUGGGUAUCUGAUGAUGGCCUACUAAGAAAUUUAUGUGUUACAUUGUCAUUAUGUAAACUGAAUUGUAUUUUUGAAUAAUGUUUUCUGUUUUCCUUAUUUUUAAAUGUUUUCUAGAUGAUCACAUAAGCUUCUUCAAACGUUAUCAAACACAAACUAGUGAUACACUUCUUGAACUGUUUAUAUCAAAACAUUAUAAAUCCUUAAGUUUUUAGAUCAUUUUGAUCAAAAGAACUUAUUUUAUUCCUGGACUUUGUCGAUUUAGAAUUGAAUUAUUUUGAUAAUUCAUACACUUCAAUUGCAUAGAUAUCUUUAUGAUAGUUCUUAAAAUGAACUUGGUUGCCAUUAAAGGUAAUUUAUUUAUGUUCAUCACUUUUGUUAAAUUUAAAGAAAUAAGAAAAUGACAAGAUUUUGCAAUCUACCCCGGUACUGAUAAUGCCUUAAAAUUUUGCACAAUUUUUAUUUUGUAAAUGAUGUUUUAACAAUAUCUGAAUAAUUUGUUUUGCUUUAAUUUUCUAGCAAAACUGGUCAUGAAACGAUGUUCAAUUUUACUCAAACUUACCAGCAACUCUGUUAUGGUAUGAUAGGUGUAGGAAAUUUUUUGAAAGGGAAGUAACCCAUGCUGCUUAUGUUCUGUGUUGUAUGUAAGAGUGCUCUAACUUACAGUGCAAUAUUGUACAAUGACCUCACUGCAUUGUGGUGGCAUAAAGCUUUGUGCCUUUUUCUGUUUUGUUUCCCAUGUUUUCACUACUACUCAUAUGUAUUAAUCAUUUUCCUUAUGCAUUGGUUGAAUGGUAAGAGCUGGUAUUCAUAAACAUCUGAAGUCCUAACUCAAGUCAUUUUCCGAGGUUAAGUUUCUCUUGUCAUAUGAUAUUAUAUUUUGAAAAUGUCAAAAGGCUUAAUUUGUACAGACUAAAUUGAAAAUCGGAACUUUAAUGUGUAAAAAAACUUAAAAUCAAUAUCUUUUACUUUGACUUAGAAAAUUGGGAGAAAACAUCAUAGGUUAGGAAGUGGCUUAAGUUGUUUUACAAUACCAGCCUAGAAUUUUACUGAUAUUCAGGAGAUCAGAAAAAUCUGAAGUAAGCAAAACAAAACGAAAUGUAUAUAUAUUAUCUCAUUGUAUUGUUAGCUAUGUUACCAUGAAAAUGUUACAUUGAUACAGCAAACAUACCGCAUAAGUCUUGACAUUACUUUUAAAGAGAACUCAGGCCACAAUUUCUCAAACUAUCUUGUCAUGAGCAUAACAGGAUUGAGAAUCAUAUUUCAUUUAGCAAGAUUACUUUCUUAACCUGGAUUUUAUAAUCAUAGCCUAUCAGGAUUUUCUUUAAAAUAAUUACCUCUAAAAGCCUCAAAAUCUUAAACAAGAGAAAAUCAAACAAUUUAUACUGAGAGAAAAAUUGGUUGAGCUUGAUCCAGUCAUAAGGAAGUUAAGAUUGCUCGAGCUGUUGGGGCCUGUUGUAUUAUUCUAUAGGUAUGAAGUCAAGUACCGGUAAAAGAAAUCAAGUAAAAAUACCAAUUAUGUUUAAUCUUCCUUUAUGGCAAAUACAAGAAUUAGCUCAGUGGUAUGUUAUAUUUUGUUUUGUUUUAUUGAAUCACUCUCUCAUUUGAUAAAAUGCUGACAGACAAUGCUGAACAUUCUCAUUAACAUAGACCGCUUAAGUUUGGUAUCAAUAUCGAGAUCACAUCACAGAAAUUGGGCUGAAAGAUGUUUUGGUUUUGGGUGAAAAUGAGAUAUGACAUGAUUGUUAGAGUUCAUAAGUCUUUUAAUGUUCAAUUAAUUCUGAAUGCAAUAGUAAUUGUUUUUUUCUAAAUUGAGGCUUCUAUCUUAAAGCUUGUGAUAUGAUAUUUGCUGAGAUGUACUAAGUUUUUAUUGUUUUAUUCAGUUGUAUAGUAUUAUAUAUAUAAUAAUGUGUAAAUUUACAUUAUCAUUUUAGCUCAUAUAGUGACCAUUUUCAUGAUUCAUUUGUAGUUAUUCGGUCCACAACUUCAUUUAUUCAUUGUAUAGUCAGUAGUCACCCCGCAUUACAACAUUUCACCAUGUAUGAUAGCGGUUCCUUUGUUUUUGUCUUCACAUUAGCUCCAAUAACAUACAUUGUAAAAGUAACAAGUAGAACUGGGUGUAACUGUUCUAUAAUUGAUGUGAGGAUAAGUUACGAUGCUAUUCACUUAUACUACAUGCUUGUUAUGAGCUUUGCCCUCGACCAUAUGCUUCAAAACUGUUACGGCACCCACAACUAGAAGUCUUGAAAUUAUACUCGAGCUCUUCGACAGGGUGCAUAAUUUUCAUCACGAACGUUGCGGGUGUUUUCACUAUAACUUAUUAUACCUUUACAGUAAAUGGCAUUUAAUUUCAGUUAAUUCAGCUACAUUUCGAAAUCAAACUUUAGACAUUUUAGAAUUGUAGCUUAAAUAAUUGUCUUCCAGUUUCAAUGUACUAACAUAACCACAAAUUUUACUGGUAUUGAUUAUGGAGUUCUCAGUGUAACAUCGGCUUAACUCCUUCUAGUUUCAUCUGGAGUUAUGUCCCUCUUUUGCUAAGCCCUCGAUAGGGUUAACUUACAUCAAUAGAAAUUCAAUCAUUUACAUAUAAAAAUUCAACUUUCAACUGGCCAAGAUAUUUUGCAUUAUUAGUUACCAUAGUUUUGUAAAUAUAAUAGUGUUUAGAAUUACCGUAUAUGUUACAGGGUUUUACCAUAAAAUAUCACCACUGUUGUGUGUCAUACCAUUUUAGAUCUGAGAUUUAUUAAAGUAUGAAAUGUCUAGCAAUUAUUAAUUUUUCCUUUUCCAUUUUUUUUAUUAAUUUUAGCCAUAAUUGUUGAAAAAACUACCCACUUUUGGAUAGUUGAAUUGCGAUUUUAUUGUAAUUAAUUUGGAGCUGAUCAAGCCAGGCAGAUCUAGGUAAUGUAAAUGUGGCAACAGACAGUUACCUGCGGAAACAACUAUAGUGAUUCUCAUAAACAUAUAUUAUUCUAUCAUUUAUCAAUGAGGUUUUUUAAUUUUGUGAGUGUAAAGUUCUUUGCUGCCAUGCCUUUUGACAUUAAAAUCUCAUACAGGUAGCAACAGAAGCAUGUGUCAAGAAGUUUUUCAUGUGUGUAUUAUUCAGAAAAGUAGUUGCUUACUAUUGUUCUUUAAGGCUUUCAAGUUCCAUUUGUUUAUGUCAUCCCAGCUGGCUUACCAACAUUUCUAACUUAAGGCUUAAACUUGUUAUAUUAAAACUUGUGUUUUUUAUACAAAGCUGAUUUAACAAGUAUGUUCUUAAACAAGUUAAUGUAUUUCUGCAUCUGUGAUCCAGGUAGGAAAUAGCUUCUAGGAUUUUUGAUCAAUCAGUCUCUAAAAAGGGUCAUUGUACCCCUAAAACAAUAGCUAAAAACUAUGGCUUAUUUAAAAUCCAAUUACAGCAAAUGGAAUGCAGUUGGUGACAGUUAUAUUUUUUGGCGAAAAAAGUGUUAACACUCUUUAAAAAAUAAAAAUAUGGCAGUAGCUGACAAAUUAGAAAGGAAAGGAAUAAGCCUUUUAUAACAUGCUUAAGGUUGUUGGAGAAAUCAGCUUUUGGUUCUCAUUCAUUGAAAUACUCUCUGAGAAUAAAAUGUUCUGCAUAAUUGGCCUGAAUUGUUUGAGGAAAUUUCAUGUGUUCUUACUUGUUUCAUUUCAUCUAUGAAUGUCUUAUUAUAUGAUGAACUUUUGUAUAUUUUAAUGCAUUACUGAUUAAACAUUAUUUGCAUAUUUUUACCAUCAUUAAAAGUUAUUAAACUGAAAA